AUGCGGAGCAUACCGUUGGGAAUCUCGGUGACCUCAACCUCAACCUCCAUAAACAACUCCAGAACUUCGUCUUGUCUCAACAACAAUCUCAAUUUCAAGAAACCACUGAACCCAUCUUUCCCUUCUAGGGUUCCUCGCUCUUCCCAUGAAUUCUCUUUCUUCUCCUCUCCCUCCAAAUCAGGUGCAAAAAGAUCAAUUGUCCUUGCUACUUGCCUACUGUUUGGCCUCUCAGUCACUGUCAUAUUAUCGGGUAUUGUUCCGCCAUUUACUGAAGACACUGCCAGAGCUGUAAAUGUUGUGCAUGUUGUGGAUACAACAGGAAGAUUUGAGGGAAAGCAAGAUACUAGCUCAUAUGUAUCUCUAUUUUCUGUAACUCCUGGAAAGUUGAACAAGGAGGUGGAACAAAUUAAAGAAGGUUUCAUAUGUGGUAGAGAGAAAGUUGUUGAUUUUGUUACUUUUUCAGUCAAAUAUGGUUGUUGGACCUAUGAUGACACUGAAGGCGGGUGGAGCAAAUCAGAUAUUCCCACAUUUCACGUCGAUAGUGAUACUAAGAGUAGUGAAAGAAUCACACAAGUUUCACUUGAUACAAAAGGUUCAAUACGGUGGGUUCUUGCGAUCAAUACCGAGGAAAUAGAAGAUUUCAAGUUCAAAGUAAAUUCAGAGGAGCUAGUUCCACUUGGUGACAAGAGCAGUGGAGAUGGAUGGCACAUUAUUCAAUUUUCUGGAGGGAAGAAUGCACCUACGAUAUUUGAUCUAACUCUUUUCUGGAAGAAAAAUUCUACACGAUCGUCUCACAAGGGGGAUGGGUGGCCCCUUUUGAAGUUGAGAACCGAUGUGGACAGAAUAACGCCAAAAACUGAGCAAGUUCUUUUGAAGCUUCCUCCUUGGUGUUCCCUGUUUGGAAAGUCCACUUCUCCCCAUACACUAGCUUUUCUAACUAGUCUUCCUGUUAAUUUAUAGGGACCCCAAUCUCAUAUUCAGGGUUGCACAAUGUAUUUUUCAGUUUAACUGAAACUGAAAUUGUAACAUUAAUAUUUUCAUAGGGUAGAAGAAAAAAGAAAGUCAAAUCUUUCCGCUUGUCAGAUAAACAGCUAAUGUAUGAGUAGAUAGAAGAGGCACAGGUGAGAUUUUUUUUUAUUAUUUAUUUUUCCCUUAAUUGUUGAACUUUCUGUUGGCCGUCUGAUCGCUUUUAUACUUGCAUUGCUC
Corylus avellana is the source of this 1206-nucleotide messenger RNA. The record is from RefSeq and is a predicted model, not a curated record. Lineage: Eukaryota; Viridiplantae; Streptophyta; Magnoliopsida; Fagales; Betulaceae.